Molecule: messenger RNA, 2919 nt
Organism: Megalops cyprinoides (Indo-Pacific tarpon)
Lineage: Eukaryota; Metazoa; Chordata; Actinopteri; Elopiformes; Megalopidae
Product: mitochondrial import receptor subunit TOM70-like
Exons: 12
Coding region: 53-1804 (583 amino acids)
Molecular function (GO): protein binding
Source: RefSeq, a predicted model, not a curated record
AUCAUUGGUGAACUCGCUGGUGUGCGUCCUCUCUCCACUCGUUAAAUGGUGGAUGAUGGCGGCCUCUAAGCCCGUUGAGCCGCAGUCGAGUAGUGGUCUACCCCGCUGGCAGUUGGCGCUCCUGGUGGGGACCCCGAUCGUAUUGGGGGUAGGAGCCGUAUAUUUGUGGAGCCGCAGCCGAACGAAAGAGAAGCAGAAUCAGGGCGAUGGGGAGAGGAAAACCCCAGAAGGCAGCGCCAGUCCCGUCCCGGGCCAAACGCAGCAAGACGGCGCGGCGAGCCGAGCUAAGGAUGAAGAUAUGAGGCCACUGGACCGGGCCCAAGCGGCCAAGAACAAGGGCAACAAGUACUUCAAGGCCAGCAAGUUCGAGCAAGCCAUCCAGUGCUACACAGAGGCUAUCAGCCUCUGCCCAAAAGAGCAGAAGAGUGACCUGUCCACCUUCUACCAGAACCGGGCCGCUGCCUAUGAGCAGCAGAUGAAGUGGGCGGAGGUGGUGCAGGACUGCUCCUGCGCGGUGGAGCUGAACCCGCGCUACGUCAAGGCCCUGUUCCGCCGCGCCAAAGCUGAGGAGAGACUGGACAAGAAGAAGGAGUGCCUGGAGGACGUCACGGCGGUGUGCAUUCUGGAGGCCUUCCAGAACCAGCAGAGCAUGUUGCUCGCAGACAAAGUCCUGAAGCAGCUGGGGAAAGAGAAGGCCAAGGAGAAGUACAAGAACCGUGAGCCACUGAUGCCUUCGCCUCAGUUCAUCAAGUCCUACUUCAGCUCUUUUACCGAUGACAUCAUCUCCCAGCCCCUGCAGAAGGGUGAAAAGAACGAUGAGGACAAGGACAAAGAGGGGGAGGCUGCGGAGGUCACGGAGAGCUCCGGCUACCUGAAGGCCAAGCAGUACAUGGAGGAAGAGAACUACGACAAGAUCAUCAGCGAGUGCACGAAGGAGGUGGAGUCCGGGGGCAGGUACCUGGCUGAGGCUCUGCUGCUGCGGGCCACCUUCUACCUGCUCAUCGGCAACGCCACGGCCGCCCAGCCCGACCUCGACCAGGUCAUCAACAUGGAGAGCGCCAACGUCAAGCUGCGGGCCAACGCGCUGAUCAAGCGAGGCAGCAUGUACAUGCAGCAGCAGCAGCCCCAGCUCUCCACACAGGACUUCAACAUGGCCGCCGAAAUCGACCCGCACAACGCCGACGUCUACCACCACCGGGGACAGCUGAAGAUCCUGCUGGACCAGGUGGAGGAGGCUGUGAGCGACUUCGAUGAGUGCAUCCUCCUCAGGCCCGACUCGGCGCUGGCUCAGGCACAGAAGUGCUUCGCUCUGUACAGACAGGCGUACACGGGGAACAACCCCUCCCAGGUGCAGACAGCCAUGGACGGCUUUGAAGAGGUCAUCCGGAAGUUCCCGAGGUGCGCCGAGGGCUACGCGCUUUACGCACAGGCUUUGACAGACCAGCAGCAGUUUGGGAAAGCGGACGAGAUGUACGACAAGUGCAUCGACCUAGAGCCCGACAACGCCACCACAUACGUACACAAGGGUCUGUUGCAGCUUCAGUGGAAGCAGGACUUGGACAUGGGUCUGGAGCUCAUCAGCAAAGCCAUAGAGAUUGACAACAAGUGUGACUUUGCUUAUGAAACCAUGGGGACCAUUGAAGUCCAAAGAGGCAACCUUGACAAGGCCAUCGACAUGUUUAACAGGGCCAUCAACCUCGCCAAGUCCGAGAUGGAGAUGGCCCAUCUGUACUCUCUUUGUGACGCCGCCUACGCCCAGACAGAGGUGGCCAAGAAAUACGGACUAAAGCCCCCAACACUGUAACUAUCUCCCCCCACCCCCACCCUGUCUUCUGUCUGCUGAGCCUGGCCAUCCAAUAUCCAUUAUGUUUGUUUUGGUUUAUUUUAUAAUAUAUGUUGACUAAUAAUAAAGAGAAACAGUUCUGCGACAGUUUUCAAGCGUUCAGAGAGAGUGAGCGUGAAUCUCUUUUCAUGGUCACGACCCAGACAAAGCAGGCAGUAAAACUAAGCCAUUGAGAUCUAGGUAAAGUGGUGAGAUGCAUCCCUUUUGCUAUAUGGCACUUACUAAGGCCUGGGUCCCCAGAACCCAGGAUUUCCGGCAAGAUACCCUCUUUACACUGCAGCAGAGACUUCACACAACGCACAAUGUAAAAGCUAAUCUGAUUGGCUGAUCGAUUGGAAAGCCUGCUCCACUGGCGUAUGUGACAUUGUCCCUCAUCCUGCAGUCUAGUCGCUCCUGAGUGCCAGCGCUAUACUUCACUGACUUGGCCCGAUUGCAUGACUCAUUUAUUAUGAGCCCGUUGUUAAAACUUAAUGGCACAUUUUUAUGGUAAUAAAGCAAACAUAAAGUGUUCGUCAGAAGCAAUCCUAGGAAGGAAUUGUACUUGCUUUAAAAAAAAAAAAAAAGUGCUGAUUGAAUGCCAAUGACAUGGGAACAGAUAAGACCCACAGGUAUUCUGAAAGGGGUGAAGAAUCUUUAAAAAUAUACGUAGUGGCAAUGCUGAUGAAUCUGGAAAUGAGCUGAUCGUCAGGAGUGUGGAAACAGAUUGUGUUCCAGGAGUACACUUAGCCGUUGCUAAGGUAGCCAGUCCUCAGUGCUGAAUCUCCCCAGGCUGAGCGCUGGCUAACUGGGGACAAUCCUAACGAAUUGUGAGAAGGUGGGGGGACGGCCCUACUGGUCGAGGCGCGUCAGUUCCCGUCCCGUUUAUUGCCGUGUGACCCCCUUGCGUAUCCCUAUGCUUUGACGCGUUUUGUAAGGAGGCAGGAUAGAAGACUUAAGUUAUGAGAUAUAUAUAUACACAGUUCAGUGUGUUUGAAGCUUCAGUUCCUGGAGUGAGGGGAAACUUGAGUAAAGGGGAGCUAAUAGGUAAGGUGUGGAGAUUUGGGUUUUUUUUUUUUUUUUUCCCUUUUUAUAUUCUG